CUCCGUAUUUAGCAACGGACACCUACGCGAUGGGCUGAUCCCAUGUCGAGUUUAUUCACUCAAUCGAUUAGAACCUCCCUCGAUCGUCCCCAUCUGGUUGUCCAUUUUCUCCCUCCUCUCACUCAUCGAUCACUACCAUCUUUGUUCCUUCACCAACGCCUCGUUUCGCAACUGGCUCUCAAUCACCCCUCACCUCUCGCCCUUUUUUCUGUUCAAAACACAACAUGAUGAUGAUGACUAUGACAGUGUGGCUGUUGCGAGCCGGUAUGGACGUGUUCCACCUUGGCUUUCCGUCUUAGUAUCAAUUGCACCGAUGUCCCAAUACACAUCUCCAUUAUAACACGCGUAUUGUUUGCCUCGAAAUGUGUGCUUUUGCUUAAUGGACAUUCGAGCU
Colletotrichum navitas is the source of this 394-nucleotide messenger RNA. RefSeq lists its product as uncharacterized. Lineage: Eukaryota; Fungi; Ascomycota; Sordariomycetes; Glomerellales; Glomerellaceae. The transcript has 2 exons. The coding region runs from base 43 to 228 and encodes 61 amino acids. The record is from RefSeq and is a predicted model, not a curated record.